Messenger RNA from Galleria mellonella (greater wax moth), 1011 nucleotides. RefSeq names its product RPII140-upstream gene protein (gene 140up). Bases 181 to 948 code for a protein of 255 amino acids. The transcript is spliced from 7 exons. Gene Ontology annotation, cellular component: mitochondrion. Lineage: Eukaryota; Metazoa; Arthropoda; Insecta; Lepidoptera; Pyralidae. The record is from RefSeq and is a predicted model, not a curated record.
AAAUAAAAUUUAGCCUCUAGCAACCCUGAUUUUUUAUUUUAUUUUUGACAAUACGGUUAUACUUGUUUUAUAAUUAUAAUGCUUGUAAUUUGAAUUAAAAUAUAAAAUUAUAUUUGCGUAUCCAAUUAUAAACAUACGUAAUAUUUAUUGUUAUAGUGCAUUCGUAUUUUGGACUUCACAAUGUUAAGAACAGUGGUUCGUUUGACUCCCACAUUAAUUCUUCCAUUCUUUGAUCGAAAAAAUGAAAAUGAUUAUAAUAUGCUGGAUUUACCUGUACCUGCAGUGCCACAAACUGGAUGGGAGAGAGUAAAGAAAAUGUAUAGAAAAAAUGAAUUUGAUGAAAUUUCCCCUGAAUUACAUACAGUUGCUCAGGCAUCCCUCUGUGGUGCAUUUGUCGGUGCUUGCAUGGGUGGAUUUACUAGUUCCAGACAGGCAUAUGUAUACUUCAUUGAGAACAACCAAGCAACUAUUUUUAAAUCAACUAUGCAAGCUAAGAAAAAGCUGCAAGACUAUGUAACUGUAGCAUUUGCAAAAGGCGCAUACCAUUGGGGAUGGAGAUUAGGUAUCUUCACAGGAAUAUUUAGUUUGGUAGCGACUACAGUAUCGGUAUAUAGAAAUGAUACGUCAGUGCUGGAGUAUGUAAUGGCUGGUGCAAUUUCUGGAGGAUUAUAUAAAGUUAAUCUAGGGUUAGCGGCUACUUUUGUUGGCGCAGGCUUAGGUUCAAUUUUAGGUUUAGUAGCGGGUUCAGUCAUAGCAAUUCUAUUAAAGCUUACUGGCAUCACAAUGGAUGAUAUUCGAAAGUCGUUGCAUAAAAUUAAAGAAGCCAGAGAGGAUCAAUAUAACCAAGCAUUAGAGAAAUCAGCUAAAAUAAAGAAUGACGAUCUGACAAGGUAUCAUCAAGCUCUAAUAGAAGAAAAAGGACCACUGAAAAUAGAAGAAUUAAAUUAGAAAAUAGCAUGUAUAUAAAUAAGUUAAAAUUUGUAAAUAAGAAUAUAUUAAUAUAUGUAAAAA